AUGCCCCGCCCCGUGACUAACAAUCCAAGGAACGACCGCAACCAGGGUCGAAGGAACAGUGGAUCAAGGCAGAAUGGCUCGAGGAACAACACGCCAAGGAAUACUUCCCAAAACAGAGACCAACGUUGUUCUCUCUGCGACAAGACUGGCCACACGCGAGACAAAUGUUUCAAUAAUCCCGCAAACUUCAAGUGCAAGAACGAGAACUGCAAGUCGCGCGGGACGCACGAGACUAAAGAUUGCAAAAUGCGCAACGGCAAUAAGCGAGAUGGAGUGUGUGACCACUGUAAUAAAAAGGGCCACUCAAGCGAUGAUUGCUACAAGAAACGAUCUGGUGAUGUGUCGAUGACCUCUCCCACACAUUCCUAUUGUGCCCACUGCAAUACGACCGACCACGCAACAAGUUCUUGCAGGGACGCGCUCAGCUUCAAGCGUUACAGCGAAUCGCUGCUCAGGUGCGCUCGCUGUCGCGAAAAGGGCCACAGUCACGAUGAGUGUCGAAACCCCGCCGGCAAACGAUGUUCCAAAUGCCUCUUUCUUGGACACGGGCGAGAUAACUGUCCUGUGAGACACAACAAGGAUCUCAAGUCCCCUGCCACGCCUGCACGAAACGUAUUUGCAACUAUUGACGGUAUGAAGGUGGACGGGCGAUCCAGAUUCCGCUUCGAGAAAUAUGAAAAGCUGCACAAAACCCAGCAGGAGCGAUUGAAGCUUGAGAGACACUCCCAUGAUGUGGACUUUCAGAAGAGUCAGAUGACCGAGGCACAGAUAUACCAGGCCGAUCGAAGAAUAGAGCAGCUUCAACGGUACAUCGAAGCUGAAGAGCGAAAGAUCUUCCCUCGCUCCCCGCGCUCGCGAAUGGUCCAGGAUUAUGACGUGGAGAUGAGGACACCAACUCUUCCCGCCUUCGAGGACUAUUAUAGGCAUACCUGGAAUGGUCCUACCACGUAUCCUUCUUACAGCAUGACGCUUGGGGGUCGACGAGCAUCCACGGUAGCCGCGAGACUUUCCCGGUGGAUCACAAAGGAAGGUGGCAACGGGAAUGAUCCUGUCAUACAGGAGAACACCUGGGCACAGCUCAAAGAGAUGGAGAGACGGAUUCUCAAUAAGAUCUCCAACUCUCGUCUGGGAUAUCGACAUUCUGGUAUCUGGAACAAUUAUAUCACCCUCAACGAACUCGCAAUCAUGGAGGCCGGCGUCGUCACGCAAGAACGUAUGAACCAGAUCAAAAGGCUCCUUGUCCUGGGUGCCAUAGUGUAUCGUGAUCCGAUGACUAUGGCAGCAGUUUUCGGCCGCAAAGUCCCUUACUGCGCGAAGUGCGGCACCCGCGGAACGAUCGUGAAUGAGCACUUUGAACCCGUACCAGUCGAUGCUCCUGUCACCGAACUAUAUCUGCUACGGGAUGUGGAGCACCCAGGAUGGGGUCUCUUCAUCGUCUUCCAAUGCGAAGCUCGAUGCACCGCCAAAUAUGGCUAUCGAUUCGCACCGGUUCCCAUCGAAGAGAUGAACGGCAAAGACAUCCAAAAUGAUCCAAUGUACUAUCCAUACGGAGACAUCUGA
Molecule: messenger RNA, 1560 nt
Organism: Cercospora beticola
Lineage: Eukaryota; Fungi; Ascomycota; Dothideomycetes; Mycosphaerellales; Mycosphaerellaceae
Source: RefSeq, a predicted model, not a curated record